Molecule: messenger RNA, 3009 nt
Organism: Pseudo-nitzschia multistriata
Lineage: Eukaryota; Bacillariophyta; Bacillariophyceae; Bacillariales; Bacillariaceae
Source: the annotation of a GenBank genome assembly
CAGCCGGGCGCUGUCUAGCCACCGAAGCGAAAGAAACGAAACGAGACGAAAAGCGGGUCGAAAACCAUCCGAUCGCCUCGCCCACACCGCACCCAUGGCGAUCCAAUCCACGCUCGCACGCGCCGCGGUGUUGUGCCUGGUGCUGGCCCCCGGCGGAAACCGGGAAGGCACCGCGCGUGCCUUUGGGGUGAAACCCCACUCCCGGAAGACCCUUUUCCCUCCUUUGGCCCGCGGGCCCCCUUGGGCUCUCGAAGAGCGGCCGGCCCGACGAGCACGAGCACGAGAACGAACCCGAGCACCGCAAGACGCCUCCCGCGUGGGUGGAUCGCGGGCCCCCCCGGGCUCGCCGUUCCGAACCCUUUGGCUGGCGGCUUCGGUCGCCGCCUCCCUCUGGCUCGCCGGGGCCGUGGUUGGGGGAGGGGUCCUCCCGGCGGACGCCUCGGGGGAGGCAGGGGUUGCUUCCCUUGCCACCGAGCGGUUUGCCGGACCAAGCAGAGAAAGCAACGACGAAGCCGCUUCCGCUGCCGUUGGUGCCAACACCAGGCUCAUCGAUUACGCGGUGGGGACGGUCAACACCCAGUUCUACGACAAUUCCGGCGGCGCCAGGUUCAACCCGUCGGAUUUCUACAAGCAGUGGAAGGACCUCAAGCGCGAGCUGGAGGCGGACCAAGGGACACCACCACAGGGAGACAAGCGUCGGAACCACCAACACCCAAACCAACCAGGCGGAGGCCCGCUCCGGCUGGACACCCGCGACGGGACGGUGCAGACCCUCGACUACCUGAUUGCCUCGCUGAAGGAUCCGUAUUCCAAGUACAUGACGAGGGAGGAGCUCCUUUACGAGCUCAGGGGGAAACACGACGGCUUUCUGGGAACGGGGGCCUUCAUCGAGGUCCCGAAAUCCUCUCUUUCGCCGCCGCAGGCCCCAGCGGGUUCCGCCGGGCUUUUCUCCUCCCUUUCGUCGCCGCCAUUGUCGUCGUCCUCGUCGUCCUCCUCCUCCUCCACCCCCGCGGCCCCAAAGCAGCGGCACAACCGGGACUCGGAGCAGACGGCCUUCAAGGAGACCCUCGCGAUGGAGCGCCUCCGGAACAAGACCACCGGCAGGGGAACGAGCAGCCCCGGCCGGCUCCUGACCAACACCAAGGUGGCCAACCUCCCGGUGGUGACAGCCGUGGCACCCAACAGCCCGGCGGAGCGGUCGGGCCUGGUGGUGGGGGACAAGAUCGUGGCCGUCGGGGACGGGGACAGCUUUCUGGGCUACGGAAGGGACGAGGUCGAGCGCUGCCUGGCGGCCAAGUGGGGGUACGGAACCGGGCUCCCGCGCGUUAGCAGCAACAACAACAACAGCAAGAACAACAACAGUGUCGGUGUCGAAAGCAACGGCGAGAACCACCGGUAUUUCGGGGUGGCGGACCUGACCAUUGCCAAGCCGGUCUACGCCUCGUGGUCGGUUUCGCCGGAAGGCCCGGGAGGCGGCCCGCGGGAGCGGGACGUCGUGGUGGGAUACCGGUCCACCAAGGUGGGCCUGCCGACGCGGGCCACGGAGGGCCUUCCACCGGGCAAGAGGUCCCGAACCCCGGGUUCCGCCCCCGGAAGCGAGGCGGUGGUCUUCCACGAGCUCCUGACCCAUUCGGCCCCCGGGGGGAUCUUCGACGGGGCCCCCGGCGCGAGCCAAGGCCAAGGCCAACGCGAAGGCGAACCCGACGACGUUGGCCCGAGCGAAGCCCCACACCCGGGGGUGGGCUACAUCCGCCUGACGCGGUUCUCGAGGUCCUCCACCGAGGGCUUUCUGGAGGCGGUCCGGGACCUGGAGGACCGGGGGGCCGGCUCCUACGUCAUUGACCUCCGGAACAACUACGGGGGGGUCCUCCAGGAGGCCAUGCUGGCGGCCUCGACCCUCCUCGGGGACCCCCACGCGGUCCUCUGCUACCUCCUCAACGCGAGGGGGGGCUUCACCCCCGUCGACGUGGAGUCCUACGUGGUCGAUCCGCGCUACCCCGGGUACCUGCUGUCGAGGGAGCCGGGGGAGGCCGUCCUCCGGAGGGUCAUGGAGGAGCACCCCUCCAUGUUCCGGACCGUCCGCGGGACCGAGCGCAAGGGCCCUUCCGCGGAAGACGGCAACGGGAGCACCAGCACCGGCCUCAACCAGAAGCUUCGGGGCGGGGGGGCCGGAACCAGGGUGGUCGUCGACUGGGACCCCCCCAGCUCGUACGCCAGCAUCCACGAGCAGGUCGCCAAGCGGGGGAUCCACCGGCUCUACUACGCCGGAUACGGUGGGCAGGAGGAGAACGAGCCGGGGGGGGACAAGAGCCCGUUUUCGGAGAGCCGGAGGCGCCUGCUCGAGCAGCGCAGCCUCCAGAAGGACCUGGUCCUCCUGGUCAACGAGGGGACGGCCUCGUCCGCCGAGUUCUUUGUCGCCGCCCUCUCGGACAACGGCCGGACGGCGUCCGUCGUCGGGACCCCCACCUUUGGCAAGGGCCUGAUCCAGCACACCUUCCCGAUGCCCGACGGCGGGGGCCUCAAGCUGACCAUUGGCGAGUUUCUCCGGCCGAGCCUCUCGCACGUCUCGAGCGCCUACGUCGGGGGAGGCGGGAUCCUUCCCGACGUCUACUGCGGGAGCGCCCAGGGGAUCCCGGGGAACCCCGAGGCGGACCUGUGCGUCGGGGUCGCCCUGGACGUGCUGGAGGAGAGGCGGUCGUCGUCCUCGUCGCCGGUCUCGUCGCCGGUCUCGCCGCCGCCUUUGCCGAGGAACGCGAGGGCCGUGGCCUCCGCGAUCGGGAACCGGGCCGGCCCCUAGCGGGGGAGUCCAGUCCAUGAAAAAGAACAAGGCCGCAUCGGACAACUCGGACAUAGGAAUGCCCCCGGAAGGAAGAGAUGAUCGGUGAUUGCAACCUACAACAAUCCAUCGUUUUUCCCCAAACCGCAGCAAACUUUUCCGGCAAAUCGUUUCGACAACAGAGCCACCGAUUUCGCGAUCCAGGCAUGCACCCAACCUUAAACAUAACGUGC